GCAAAAUGGCAUUUAAGUUCGUGAUACUAGCCGUCCUCGUGGCAGUGGCAAAUGCCGGUGGUCCAGCGUCCUAUGACAUCGGCACAUUAUCCUCUGAUCACAGCAGCAUCGGCUACAGCCAGGAGUCUACCCAGAAGGGCUACGGCGGCCAGAACGUGUUGUCCACGUACAGCCGGGCCGAGGACACCGCGCACUCGUCGGUGCGCGUGAGCAACAGCCACGCGAGCAACGAUCUGCUGGAGCACCAUGCUGUCGGCUAUGCCACACCGGUGAUCGCCAAGACUUAUGCCGCGCAGCCCGUCAUCGCCAAAGCCGCUUACGCACCGGCCCUGACCGCGUACGCCGCUCACCCUGCUCCGGCGGUCUUCGCCAAGAGCGCAUACGGAUACGCCGACUCCGCUUACGGAUACGCCGCGGCCGCGCCGAUCUUCGCCAAGGCAACCUACGCCGCGCCAGCGGCUUAUGCCAGCCCGCUCCUGACGAAGGCUUAUGCCGCUCCGUCCGCCGCGUAUACCGCUUAUGCGGCACCGGCAGCAACCCCCUUGUUCGCCAAGACCGCCGCGUACACCGCUUACGCGGCACCGGCAGCAGCCCCCUUGAUCGCCAAGGCCUCUUACGCGUACGCACCCGCCGCUACUCAAUACGUCGCGAAGGCCGCCUAUGCACCUGUUGCUGCUGCUCCGGUUCUAGCUAAAGCCCCGAUCGCCGGAUUAGCACCGGCUCUCGCGUACACCGCUCAUGCCGCGCCGGUGGUCGCCAAGGCUUACGCUGCCCCUUACUCGUACGAAACGGCCUCGCCCGUAGUGCACGCCACUUUUAGCGGCUUCGGCACUAGCUAUGCCUGGUAAAAAGAUUGGUACAUACAUUAAUAAUUAAUUCUCGCGAUUUGCCAUGACAACGAAAAUUGUAACUCUCUCGCAUCAGCAAGCUUUCCAAUGUUAUCGUAUUCCGUCUGAAACAUGCGCAAGAUUUUCUACGUUUCCACUUUAAAAAAAAAGCAUGAUAAAU
This is a messenger RNA of Formica exsecta, 1008 nucleotides long. RefSeq names its product cuticle protein 21.3-like. The record is from RefSeq and is a predicted model, not a curated record. NCBI's taxonomy places the organism in Eukaryota, Metazoa, Arthropoda, Insecta, Hymenoptera, Formicidae. The transcript is spliced from 2 exons. Bases 6 to 848 code for a protein of 280 amino acids.